AUGGCAACAAGAGUGGAAAUCAAUUCUGCUUUGGCGUCUUUGACGACAGUGCCUGACUUAAACGAGCUCAGGAGCCAGGAGAAACCACAGCGUGUGUAUGUCAGCGUGCUUUCAGAUGCCAGCAACAAGACAAAGGAGGCCUCAGCAUCACUGGCUCUUGAAGAGAACCAGAAGUUUGGGAGUGCUUUGAGGUCUGCAACCAUGCCAUCACUAGGGUCCAGGCCAAGGCUUUUCCCAAAGCCUUUCUCUAAAGAGAAACCUUCAGAUGCUUUUGCAAACGUCAAACCUCCCGUCCCAGCUUUCAGAUCAAGCAGUCUGCUUAGAAAGGCCCCUGAAGAAACAUCCUCUGCCAAGGGAUUGAGUGGAAACGUUCCUCCUUUGGUAGACCAGAGAGCGAUUGAAAGCGAGAAUAAGGCUGGUGGGGAAAUGGUCACCAAUGUGACUUUCUACACUGGUCCCACUGCCAACACUGUCAUUCUAUUCGAGGCAGCAGGCACAGAGCAGUCCAAGGUCAGCCUGGCCCAAGGGAAAAGGGCUGCUGAGGACUGCAAGGUGUUUAGUUCUGUGCACACAAAGGAGCUUCAGUGCACCACGAGGCUGGAGAAACCCUCUGACAUCUCCAAGAGUCCUGAAGGGUCUCUUCACAGGCAGGUAUCGUUUUGCUCCAGCCUUAGGCCGGUCACUUGGAACUCCCUCAAAACCAGUGAGAAAAAAGAUGCUCCCGAGCUUCACCCAGGGGAGAAAACCAACGAGGGUGUGAACAAUGGCAGCAGUAAGGUUGAUUUCUCUGCUGAUGUGCAGCAAAGGCCAAAACACAGACCGGUUUCUGCUAUUUUUCUGGAAUCCUUGCGAGAUCAAAAGCACCGCGCCAUGGAGGCUCCCGAGGAAAAAUCUCCUGCAGACAAAUCCUGGGCUAGAAAACCAAGACCGUUGUCCAUGGACCUCACAGCUAAGUUUGAACAGAAGGAUCCUCCUUCUUGCAAGAAGCCUUCUUCCCCUCACGAGAGCAAGGAGAACGUAGCAGCCAUUUCUUUGACUGAUGUGGGCUCUCACGAUCAGUCUGAAACAGGGCCAAAAAGUGAGGAAACGGAGUUGGCUAAAAGCAGUUCUUCUAAAACCAGUUUGAAGUGCAGCAGCCAGGAGGUAGGCAUCCUAAAUCACGGAAAAUACACCUGGGAAACAAAGCUUAAAUCUAAAAGUGAGCAAAGUGAGACAAAGCCAGAAGUAACAACUGACUUGUUUGGGUCUGAAAGAAGCCAGGAAAGCGCUGGUGAGAGUAGAACUACUAAGGGGGGAGAAAGAGCAGAGCAAAAGGAAACUUUUUUGCUUCUGGGCUCUGAAAGCCCUGCAGCUUCCUCAGAAAAAGAGAGUAACGUGCUGAGAGGCAGUGUCAAAAAACACAUUAGUCUGUUUACUUCAGAAAAUCCCAGUGCCCCAGUGGAUGCAGAGCUUCUCCCAUCAGCUGCUGAGAAGGAGAACAGAUGUGUGACCAUCCAGCAGAGAAUCAAAGAGCUGACGACAGAAGCCGCUGACGUGAAGCCAGGAAACCUCCGCAGGUCACUUCAGGCACGGCCGCUUUCUGCAGACUUAACCAAAAUGUUUUCAAGUCCAACGUCAAGCAGUGAAGCAAAGCCUGAGAAAUCUGCUGAGACCAGGAAUGACUCCACCAGUGAAAUGCAAGAAAAGCAAAAAAUCAAGCUGGCACCUGGCGCAGAUGUCACUGAAGCACACCCUGCUGGCAACCCGUGGAAAGGCCGGCAGGUGUUAAAGAUCACAAAUAAACCUGAUCCCAUAGAGAGGAGAGGAAGCUUCCUUGGGGAUGGGCAGCAUUUUCCUCAGCAGGGUGAAAAUUCUGCCUCAUUCACAAGCAACCUGGAAAAAAAACUAAAACCAAGCCCCCUGACGGAAAAACCCUGCGUUAAAACCGUCCGAGCCACCAUGUUUGACCACAAUGUUCAGAGGCACAACGUUGCUGCUGCUCAGCCUGGGACUGAUUCUGCACUGAAAACCAACAAUGAGCUGGAGGUGAAGCCUGAAGUGGUGACUUUGGGCCACACCAGGUGGUCCUGGAUGGGAGAUGUGCUUAUGAGCAAGUCUGUGUUGAGAGAACCUAAGGAUUUGUUCUCCAGUGAAUGCACUUUACCUGGGCAGAAGAAAGACUCUGAUAGGACUGAACCUGGUCACUUGGCAGUAGCUGAGAAAACACCUCAUCCCACAAGCAAAAGCAAAUGUUUGGGGGUGAAUGAGAAUGGGAGCAAAGUCCCUUCUGAAAUGAAAAGUGAUCAGGAUGAUGUCUCUUCCAUGGAGAAACGAGAGACGUCUAACAUGAUGGAAUGCUCUUCUGAGAAAAGGAGUUUUAAGCCAGGUGGGACAGAGAGCUCUGAGUUCAGAACCAACUUGGACUGGGAAAUUAUUUCAACAAGUGUGAAUAAACAUGUGGCCCAGUCUUCUGCAGUGCUCUCAAGUGGGCAGUUCUGUAAAUCUCCCAGUAGCCACCAUCCUGAUCCAAAAGUUCUGCUCAUCAAUAAAGAGGAAUCCAGGACCUUUAGUUUAAGGAAAAGUCUGGAGUUAAAUCACAAAGAGCAAGACUUUAGCUUAGAUAGACCAGCCCAUCAAAAAAACAGAGUAAUGGAUCCAGAAGAAAAACUCAGGAGAAGCAGAAGUAGUGUUUCUGACUUGAAGAUUUCUGAGAGGUGGAGGAGGAGGACCUUGCCUCAGGAUUCUGUCAAGACAGAAGAAGUUGUCUGGCUCGCUUCUGAAAACCUCAGGAGGAUGAGCCAGACAGAUUCACUGCAGCUGGAUGAAAGCUCAGUGAAAAAGAGAAGCAAAAAAGGCAAAGAAGGGCUGGAAGGCAAUGAGGCAACCCAAACCCUUCUUGGAAGUCCUGAUGAUGGCUUGAAAAAACAGAGCUCUGCCUUUGAGCCAAAGGCAACUUAUUAUGCAGUGACUUAUCAGCCCCCUAGUACCAAGAAAGAGAAAAGCUGUGCUGGUGCUCUAAGUGCAAGUGAAAUGAACUCAGGCUCAAGUGAGGGAGCAACAGUUAACCUGGACCCUGUUUUUCCUGGGAGGUCCAAAGCUUUGUUGCAGCAACCAGCUAAAAAUGUGACAAAUUCAAACUGCAGAGAAGACUCCAGGGAAGUGCAUUUUAGCAAGGAUCGGGUUAAAGAAGAUGAGAGAGAUGAUGUUUCUUCCAAAAGCCUUGCAUUUGGUAGUUUCCACAUGCCUAGGAAAGAUAACCAACAGCAUCAUGAAAGAGGUCUGGAUCAUUCUAAAGAGAGCAUUAUAGAUGUUGAUGCUUUCCUGUUGAAGCAGGAUCUGGAAAGUACAACUCCAAGUGACCUCAAAAGUAGCAGAAGAAGAGUCUCCUCUUAUCAUGAGCCCAGAUCCCCUCCACGUUUUGCACAGUCACAUAAAGACACUGAACUGGGCCCCCAGAAAAGGAGUGAACGUAGUUGUGAUUUAUCUGGGAGGAAGGCUGAGGAUGGAUACAGAUCCCAAAUUCUUGAUAUCGACGCGCUUAUGGCAGAGUAUAAAGAGGAAUCGGUGAAGGCCAGCAGCGUUCAAGACAAGCUCUCUGGAGAGCACAGUUCACUGAGUUGGGAGAAAUCAAAGAACAAAAGGAAUGUGUCAGAUAGGACGAGUUCAUCCUACAGCUGGAAAGAGUGGAAGGGCUCAGAUCACUCUUCUGUUACUAGCAAGCAAGGUGAUUGUGCGGGAGAGCCCCACAGACCCGAGAAGUUAAUUGUGACUGAAAAGAGCAAAGAGAAGCUGGAAUCGUGUAGCCCAGAAUUUGAGAAACAGAAGUGCAAAGACAGAAAGUUCAGCCCUCCUUACUGGGGAAAUCCCAGCAGCUUUUCUCCAGAGAAGCUUAUAAAUUCCCCUGUGGAGUUCACUCGCAAGAAGACUUUCAUCGUUGAUGAGGGUGAAGAGGUGAACCUGACGCCUAGGACUCAAAGCUCAAAGUUUGUGAUUGAGAAGGUCCAGCCUGUCAAGCUGGUUGGCACAGAGCACAGGUGGGAAGUUAAUUUUGCUUCCAAGUUGUCCAUAAAGACAGAUGAUGGCCACUCCCAGAAGAAGCUGGUCACAAAAGAACAGGUUUUGGAGGUGUCUCCAGAAGGCGACCGGAGCAAAAACGCGGCGAAGAGCUCUGUGAUGAGGAGCAAAGACAACGUGAAGAAGACAACCUCUGAGAGCGACUCUCCCGAUCCAAAGGGUAAAACUGACUGGAGGAGCUACACAGCUGCUUUAGGAGGUGCUCCCACGGAUUUGAGGCGGUCCUACUCGGAGAAAAUCCACCAAGGAAAAGGCAACCUGCUGCUCGUGCAAGAGGUGAGGGGAAGGAAGGAUCUGUACCGCUGCAGGCAGAGCCUGCCGCCGGAGAGCGCGGACAGCGGGUGGAAGCACAAGGUGUCCCCUCCCUCAGAGACCUUCUUCCAUGAGGACAAAAAGGCUUCUAGGAAAGAGUGGACCAAGCAGAGUUCAGACAGACCAGAAGGAACAGACUUUUCCUUGGCCUCUACUCUGAGGAGCCACCACAGCUUCUACAGGGAGAGAAAAGUGGACAAGAUCACAGACCAGCUGAAGCAGUGCUUCACCAGGCAGCCCCCAGGAGCGAAGGACACGGACACGCUGGUGCAGGAGCCCGACAGCCGCUACGGCACCUGGAACGAGCAGCGCCACAGCGGGGACAGCUUUGUGCCUGAAUCUCCCUCCUCCGAGAACGAUGUCCUUUCGACGAGGAAGCAGCCUCCAAGCAGCCACCCGUCCUCCCUGUCCUCUCAAGCAGAGCCUGCCUGCCUGCCUGACCACCAUGACUUCUCCAAAGACCAAAGGAGCACAAGCUUGGACCGUUCCAGCACUGACAUGGACUCUACUGAUGGGACUGAUUUACCUCCUCCAGGAGACACCUGCCCUGAUGAGAAGACCACAGACUUCUCUUUCAUUGAUCAAACAGCUGUCCUGGACUCCAGUGCGCUGAAGACUCGCGUCCAGCUCAGCAAGAAGAGACGCCGCCGGGUUCCCGUUUCCCACUCCCUGAGAAGAAGCAGGGGGCUGGAGUUUGAGAGCAGGUUUUCUUUGACAGAGGAGCCAGAUAAUGCCUGGAUGUUUAAGGAUUCCACAGAAGAGAAGACAACUAUGCAACAGGAGGAUUCUGAUGAAGAAGACAAGAUCCACCGGACCGGAAGGUCCUCAUCCCUACACGCUCAGAGGCUUCCCGUGUUUCCUGGGAUGGACCACUCUGUCCUCAAGGCCCAGCUAAGGAGAAGACACGAGGCUGAGAGUCCUGGUGAAAUAAGCUCUGCUCAGCUCUUCAAGUCCCCAAAAUCCCAGCUUGGAACUCCUGGUAGCAGAGUGCUGCCCUCCAGUGUGGAGAAGGAGGAGAGGUCAGAAGAAAAGUCUCCUCAGUGGCUGAAGGAGCUGAAAUCAAAGAAGAGACAGAGCCAUUAUGAGAAUCAGGUUUGAAAAGAUACUGAUGCUAACUAGAAGAAGAUAAAGAAGUUUAAC
Molecule: messenger RNA, 5505 nt
Organism: Indicator indicator
Lineage: Eukaryota; Metazoa; Chordata; Aves; Piciformes; Indicatoridae
Product: KIAA1671 ortholog
Exons: 13
Coding region: 1-5463 (1820 amino acids)
Source: RefSeq, a predicted model, not a curated record